Messenger RNA from Tetrahymena thermophila SB210, 1869 nucleotides. RefSeq lists its product as hypothetical. The record is from RefSeq and is a predicted model, not a curated record. Lineage: Eukaryota; Ciliophora; Oligohymenophorea; Hymenostomatida; Tetrahymenidae. The transcript is spliced from 4 exons.
AUGGAAGAAUAAAGCUUGGAAGCCAAUUUAGAAUAGCAUAUAUAGCAUAUAAUAGAUUUAUAUUAAGAUUCCUUAGAUUAAAAUACAAUUAAUUGUAUUAAUCUAUAUGAAGCAUAUCCAUAAUUAAGUUAAGUUAACUUUAUUCAUCAAAUGGAUGCAUCAUUAUUUCUUAUCUAAGGCAAAGAAGGAAUUUUGUGGAUUUUAAAUGCUACAGACAUGAACUUCCAAAAAUUUGAUAUUGUUAAAAAAAAUUUAUGUGAAAAUACUGAAAUAGUAAGAGAGCAUAAUUUUAUCAUAUUGAACUAUUAAAGCUUAAUAUACUUCAUUUAGUUAAAGAUUGAAAAUUAGAAUUUAGAACUAGAGCUUGUUGAUAUUUAUGAAGUUGACUCCAGAGAUAAUAUACAAAUUAAAAAAAUACUCUUCAACCGCUUUUAUGAUAAAGAGUUUUAUGUGCUGUAAAUAUUCGUUUUGACGAAAUAAAAUCAAGUAAUCCAAAUCAACAAAGGAUACUGUGAGUAUGAAGAGAGAAUAAUUAUUGAUUUAGAAAAAAGUGAAAAGUAAAUAACUGAUUUAGCUUUGUUAAAUGGGAAGCUGUAUUUACUUUUUAAUGAUUAGUAUAUUGUCGUUUCUUAAGAAAAUACUGAAUAUUUUGAAUUUGAUGAUGAUUUUUAAUAGUUUAUCAAUUUUCAAAUUAACAAUGAAGACAAAUUAGCAUUUUUAGGUCACAAUAAAAUUAGUUUUGAAGGAAUAGAAUACCUUUUUGAUAAUGCUGAAAUUUUAGAUUUUAAAGGUGAAAUUGAUAAUAAAAACUCAAAAAACUUUUUAAUUCAAUUAAAUAGAAGAAUAAAUUAUGUUUCUUUUGAUUUCGAAGCAAACAAGUUAAACAAAAUUUUGGAUCUGAGUGAGCUUCAGCUCAGUUAUGAUAUCAAAAGUAUAUUUGAAAUAAACAAUUCUUCUAGAAUGUUUCUAGUUGUGAAUAAAAUGAACGAUAUAUUUUUAAUGUCUAAAUUUAAAUUUUAUAAUUACAUGCUAAGUUCAGUUAGCAACAAGAUAAAUUACAUUUAAUUUUAUGAAUAAUAUGCAACAAUAAUGAAUAAAAAACUGUCACUAAAAAAUCUUAAACGCCCUUAUAGAAUUAAAAUAGAUUAAAAAAAUAAUACAUACGAAUCAAAUUCUAACUUAGAUUUAAAAGAAUCUUAUGAAAAUAAUUAAGGGUCUGAUUCAGUUGAUUUAGGAGAAAAAUAAAAUAAAAUGAAUUAUAAUUUGUAAAACGAUUAAACAUAACAAAAUAGAAUUUAAUUUGAUAAAGAUUAAUUUGAAGAUUUAAAUAACAGCUACAAUUCCGAUGAAGUAUUAUUGGACAUGGAUACUCAAUAACUAAUAUAAUAAAUCAAGGAAUGUGAAGAUUAAAAAAAAAGAAGAGAUUAAAAAAUAGAAGAAUCAGAUGACUAAAAUGAUGAAUAAAGCGAUUAUAAAAAAUAUGAAAAAAUUCAAAGUGCGAUUGAUAAAUUUCAAUAAAUAAAAAGUAAUAAAUAAGUAAUUGUUGAUAUCUUAAAGGAAGGAGUUUAUUAGACUUAAAUGCAGUAUAGCAAAUAUUUAUACAAUGGAAAAUAAGUAAAUAAGUAAUAAGAGAUUUGCUAGAUAUGCAAAAAACUAAUUUGUGUUUCAAAUGAUGAUAAUUCUAAGCAACCUUAGUAAUAAAGAAACAAAGUAGAAGGCAAAAUAUUUUUCAUUCUAUGCAGGCAUUCAUUCCACAAACAUUGCAUUCUCUUCUCUCCAACAUACUCUCAAAACUUUAAAUUUAAUUAGUGCCCCGUAUGUGCAAACUAUGAAUGUCUAUAAGAUUUACCUGCUCAUUCUUUUUUUUGA